UUUUGAUUUGGACCUUUACCUACAAAACUAACAAGCAAAAAAAUUGAGUUGUCCAGCACCCUCCGUUUAGUGUGGAGGGUGGAGUGAGGGAGAAGAAGAAGAGACUGGCUGGUAAACAAGUAGUCAAAUUAGUAAAAUCAUCCCAUUCAAAGGAGAAGAAGCAGGAGGAGGUGCAAAAUUACCCCCAUCCACUCUUGUUGUGCUUGAGCUUUAAUCCAUUCUUUAAUUCUUUACGCUGAAGCAUAUUCCAGUUUUCUUCUUUUCUUCUUUUUUUUUCGCCCCUUUUGUUCGUCAGUUUCCUGCGACUGCCCACAACCGAUCUUCCAUCUCUCCAACAUUUUUCUUUCAGCUACUUACUGAGGCUUCUGCAGUGAUCUAAGUGUAGCCCUGGUACUUUUGGUGCUCGAUCUUUAAUUGAAAGUGGAGAGUUACAGAGAAGACGGAGCAGUUUGAAUAUUGGAUCAGAGAGUUGAUUUCUUUUAACAUAUGGAUCAAAAACUUUUAGAAGAUGCCAAGCAGCAUCAGAAUGGAGACUAUGCCCUUACUGGCGACAUAGAACAUGCCCAGCUGGGAAUGUUUGAUAAACCCCUUCCUUGUUUUGGUUGUGGAGUAGGAUGGUUUUCUCUUCUGCUUGGGUUUUUCUGCCCCUUGUUCUGGUACUAUGCUACUAUUCUUUACUUUGGGAAUUACUACCACAAGGAUCCCAGAGAACGAGCUGGGCUCGCUGCUAAUGCAAUAGCUUCCCUAGGCUCUCAGGCUUUAUCAGUUUCAGCAGACAAUGGCAUGAGAUGGAUACCUGUGAUUAAACAGCAUCCUACUAUGGGGGCUUUUCCAAGUUUUGCUUGAUCCUGGUCAUCCUCUCAGUUUGUCAUGUAGUAUACAACUCAUGUAUCAUAGGGCCCCUGAAGUUCAGUACAAUUGGGUCCAACGCCUCCCUAAAAAAGAAAAAAAAAGGAAAAAAAAAGGGUUUUCAAGUAGGUUUCUACACUUUAGAGGGUGGAAAAAGCAAUAGUUUGAUGUCAUAACAAAUUAGAUUACUUUCAGCUAAAGUCAUUGGAAGCUAGCAAUAUUUGGCGUAUUCUUCGAGUUCAAUUGCACCUGAUGCAGCCUUAACAACAUGUACAGUUUUUUAGUAUGAUUAUGUAUGAAUGAAGAAGCUUGCUGGGAAAUGUAUGAUUAUCUUAGCCAUAUGCUAUGUAGCCCAUUAGAGGUUCUUUGCUU
Coffea eugenioides is the source of this 1221-nucleotide messenger RNA. RefSeq names its product 60S ribosomal protein L18a-like protein. The transcript has 6 exons. Bases 487 to 846 code for a protein of 119 amino acids. The record is from RefSeq and is a predicted model, not a curated record. Lineage: Eukaryota; Viridiplantae; Streptophyta; Magnoliopsida; Gentianales; Rubiaceae.